AUGAAGUCUUUUCUGCCCUUAUUGAGCCUGGCCGGCGCUGCUAGCGCGCUGCACCUGUACAUUGAUGCCUCGAAGCCCAAGUGCUUCUUCGAGGAGCUGCCCAAGGACACGCUCGUCGUUGGCCACUACAACGCCGAGGAGUGGGACGACCACAUCCAGACCUGGUCGAAGCACGACGGCAUCAGCAUUUACAUUUCCGUUGAUGAAACGUUUGACAACGACCACCGCGUGGUGUCGCAGCGCGGUUCCUCCAGCGGCAAAUUCACCUUCACGUCCGCCGAGGCCGGCGAGCACAAGAUCUGCUUCACGCCCACGUCCAACAGCGGGCGCCCCGGCUGGCAGUCGGCGACGGGCCACGAGGGCCACAAGGGCCACGUCGGCAUCAAGCUGGAGCUCGACCUGGCGAUUGGCGAGUCAAGCAAGCUCGAGAGCACCGACAAGAACAAGCUUGAGGACCUCGAGAGCCGUGUGCGGGACCUCAACAACCGCCUGAGCGACAUCCGCCGUGAGCAGGUCUUCCAGCGCGAGCGCGAGGCCGACUUCCGCGACCAGUCCGAGUCCACCAAUGCCCGCGUCGUCCGCUGGAUCUUUAUCCAGCUCAUCGUCCUCGGUGUCACCUGUGCCUGGCAGCUGUCGCACCUGCGGUCCUUCUUCAUCAAGCAGAAGCUGACAUAG
Sporothrix brasiliensis 5110 is the source of this 675-nucleotide messenger RNA. RefSeq lists its product as uncharacterized. Lineage: Eukaryota; Fungi; Ascomycota; Sordariomycetes; Ophiostomatales; Ophiostomataceae. Gene Ontology annotation, cellular component: Golgi apparatus; COPII-coated ER to Golgi transport vesicle; endoplasmic reticulum-Golgi intermediate compartment. The transcript is spliced from 2 exons. Gene Ontology annotation, biological process: Golgi organization; intracellular protein transport; endoplasmic reticulum to Golgi vesicle-mediated transport. Bases 1 to 675 code for a protein of 224 amino acids. The record is from RefSeq and is a predicted model, not a curated record.